UGUCAAUCAGGACUCAGAGCAGCAGCUGAUCCGCAGAGUCGAGGCUCCUGGUUGGUUUCCUCAGACAUGGAGGGGAAACACCAUGACGGAGCAGAGGCAGAUGCAGAGGACACCGAUGAGCUUCUCUACACUGAUCUGGAUGUCAGCAGCAGGGAGUUGGACCUGGAGCCUCGGCCUCUCAGACUGGAUCACUGCGACCUCCUGAUGGAUGCCAUCGAUGCUCAGCUAGGUCAACUGCAGGUCCAGCCCCACAAACAGCAGGACAUUUUCAGAAAGCAUGACUGCAGCGAUACCGCUCCACUUCAGUGGAGUCGAUCUCCGAGCAAAGACACAGGCCUUGGAAGUACAACUCAGACACAUGACACACCCAUGUCUUGUCUUGAUUUAAUACGCACUCCGACAAUGAAGCAAACAUUAGAGAGGAACACAGGCUCCCGGGGAAGUCCUGACACUCAUGAGGACACUCAGAAGAGUUUGGACAGAAGAACAAGAGACAAAGAGGAAAUGGAGUGUCGGAGAGAGGAGGUCAUCUGGAGACUCGGGAGGCUGCUAGGGGACACUUGUGAGGAGGAUACAUUGACAGGGGAGGCACACCUUCUUUCAGACAGUGUCUGCACUGAGGACUUUGUCAUGCGCUUCGACGAGGAUCAGCAGCACAGGGCAGAGGCAGUCAAGAAGCAGUGA
Messenger RNA from Platichthys flesus (European flounder), 684 nucleotides. RefSeq lists its product as uncharacterized. Lineage: Eukaryota; Metazoa; Chordata; Actinopteri; Pleuronectiformes; Pleuronectidae. The record is from RefSeq and is a predicted model, not a curated record. Bases 67 to 684 code for a protein of 205 amino acids. The transcript is spliced from 7 exons.